Molecule: messenger RNA, 1083 nt
Organism: Penicillium verrucosum
Lineage: Eukaryota; Fungi; Ascomycota; Eurotiomycetes; Eurotiales; Aspergillaceae
Exons: 1
Coding region: 1-1083 (360 amino acids)
Source: RefSeq, a predicted model, not a curated record
AUGACUAUCACUACCAUUGCCCCUGGAAACAAUGCCCCUGGAAACAAUGUUCAACCCCACCGAAUCUUCCUCGCCAGUGUACCUCGUACGGCCUCGAAUCUCCUCUUGAAGAUUCUCAACAUCCGCAACCAACCCACUGUUCUCACCAACCAAAAGAGCGGCUACUUCUUUUACGAUGCCUUCAUGCAAUCCAGAAGGGACGGUUGCAUCCACAAGCCACUAGACCAAUGGACAACAGAGGAGAAGACCGAGCUCAAAGCCACCAUCCAACAGUGCUUCAACAACAUAGAAGACUACUCCACCCGCGCCCGCGCCGAGAAGAAGAUAAUGUUCACCAAAGAACACGCCUUCUGGUUCGUCAACCCGGGAUUCUUCACGAGCGCCAGUGACGGUGCCUCAACCCCCGCACCCGAGCAACUGAAACAGUUCCACGUCUCCAUCCCAGAAUGCUACGGAUCCUCGCAGACUUUCUCGGCCAAUAACAAAACCUUCAUGUCGGACGAGUACCUGCGCACCUGGCAGUUGGCUUUCAUCAUCCGUCACCCGGCACUAGUUUAUCCGUCAUUGUACCGCGCUAUGCAGAAAUUGUCCAAGGCUGGUUUUAUUGACGAGGAUGGUAUUAAGGGUUUGUCCGUGGCGAACAUGACUAUGGAAUGGACACGGAAUUUGUUCAACUGGUGUCUCGAGCAGCCGGAUGAGCCUGUCCCGCCUUUGGUCAUCGAUGCCCAUGAUGUGAUUCAUAACCCCGCUGCUGUGGUUAAGUUCUGUGAGAAGACUGGUCUAGAUACUGCAUCCAUGCAGUUUGAGUGGAAUGACUCUACGAAUGUAUCUGAGAACUGGACGAGCGGUGUGGACGAGCAGGAGGUGGAGACGGGUAAAGUUGCUGCUUCUAUCAUGUUGUCGACUUUGGAGGAGUCGACGGGUGUUGUUAAGGGUAAGGCUCCGAUAUCGGUUGAUAUUGAUGCGGAGGUUGCCCAGUGGCGUGUUGAGUUUGGGAAUGAAAUUGCUGAGCUGCUUGAGAAGGCUACUCGGGAUUCCAUGCCGGAUUAUGAGUAUUUGAAGGCUAGCAGAAUUACUGUAUAA